Messenger RNA from Cryptomeria japonica (Japanese cedar), 3063 nucleotides. RefSeq names its product disease resistance protein TAO1. Gene Ontology annotation, biological process: defense response to fungus. Gene Ontology annotation, molecular function: ADP binding. Lineage: Eukaryota; Viridiplantae; Streptophyta; Pinopsida; Cupressales; Cupressaceae. The transcript has 7 exons. The coding region runs from base 187 to 2952 and encodes 921 amino acids. The record is from RefSeq and is a predicted model, not a curated record.
UGUUGUCCAUGAGAAAACUGCAUUUGACCUUUCCAGCAGUAGCCUGUUAUAAAAAUCAGAUUUGAAAGAGGGGAAUGACAGAGAGAAAAGCCCUUCUUAUUCAGCUGGAUUCAUCUUCUCUAACAACGAAGAUAACAGCACUACUUAGAUUUUCUUUCUUCUCUGUCUUAUUUCCUCACUAUUAAUAUGGCCAAAAAUUUCUGUUGUUUAUGUUGCUGCUCUUGCUGCGGUUUACUUUCCCCUUCUCCUCCACAAUCUCUUCAACAACAACAACCCAUCUCUAUCUCUACCCCUUCACCGCAACUAUCUCGGUAUUCCACCAUCUCCUCGCCUUCACAACCUUCUGAACAAGAGCCCACUGUCACUAUGACCGAUUUUAAGAAUUUUCUACAAAAGUUCAAUGAUAUAAGCCAGAUUGAGGGUCUGAUUCAGGUUUUAGAAGAGCUAUUGAAGAUCGCAUCGGGAGAGCAGAGUGAUGGAGGAUCUAAUUCAGCGGUAGGUUCUCAUAUCCAAGAAGGCCAAAGAAUCCUGGAGAUGCUGGAUACAAGAAUUGGCAAGCGUCCUGUAACGAAAAAUCCUACGGAUAGCGUAAUUGCAGAGAUUGAAAAAGUUUGUAUAGAAGUGCUCAAAGGCUCUGAGAAAAUUCCUAAAGUAGGAAUAGCACUUUGUAUGUUGGGAUCCGCAUUGGAGAGUUUUAGUAAGAUGUCUGAGAACAAGAGUGAGUGCCUUGAAGUUUUGAGAAGGAUGCUUAAUCUUGGGAGGCAAAUUCUACUGUUGAAUGAGCAAAUUCCAGAGCAGAAGCAGAAACUAAAUGAGGGAAUCCAGUGCAUUAUUGUAGGAACCAGCAUGUGCAUCUCCCAACUUGCAAGAGCCAAAAUUUUCAGGUUUCUCACCGCUACAGUGAAUGCCGAUACUUUAAAGGCUUUUCAAUUCAAAAUAGACCACUUGUAUAGUGACAUCCAAUUGUCAGCUGCAAUUGGCAUAGGGCAAAGAGUGCCAAAAAUUGCUUCACAAUCGCAGAAAAUAUAUGCAUACCAACCGACAGUUGGAAUUGAGAGCGGACUGGAAAGAGUAAUUCAGCUUCUUGAUCUGAAUGCACAAGACACAAUACCCAUUGUUGUGGUUGUCUAUGGUUUUGGUGGGAUUGGGAAGACCACACUUGCUGAUGCCGUUUAUGCCCAACUCAACCUCCAAUCUUAUAAGCAUUGUAGAAUUCACAUGGAUCAAGAUUGUACCAACAACGAUCUUAAGGGCCUCCAAGAGCAAAUUUUGUAUGGAUUGUUUACAGAGAACUUGCAAUUGAAAAACUGCGAUGAAGGUCGAGGAAGGUUGUGGUCAUUUUUCAAAGAGCAUCCUAAUCAGCCUUUAUUCCUAUACAUUGACAAUGCUCUCAAAGGUAACGAUCUUGAGAAACUUCUACCUCAACGCUUGGAUAGUUGCCUCCCACCGAAGAGCAGAAUACUUGUCACUACUCGAAAUCUCCAAGAGACGGACAUUUUUGUUGGCAGGAAUAUUCAACGUCGACAAUAUGAUGUGAUUCCUCUUCCAGUGACUGAGGCAAGAAAACUUUUGUUGGAGAAAGUUUCAGAUUACAAUGAUGAAAAUAAUAUAGAAAACCUCCUUAAGUUGUGUGGUGGUAUUCCCCUUCUUCUUGAAUUAGCUGGUUCACAAUUGGCUCUAAACAGGGGAAAUAAAAAGAACAUAGUGCUAGAGAUGCUUAAAGAAGGAGAGAAGGUCAAAGAGAAAGAUAUAAGCGAUCGUAUGGUUGGUUUUGUAUACGACAGACUAUUAGAACCUGUUCAAGAGGCCUUUCUAGAUAUCGCAUCCUACUUUCAUAAUAGGUGGGGUAGUGAGUUUGUGGCCAGCAUAGUUGGAGAGGAGGAAUUCAGAGCUCUAGAAGCUGCCUCAUUCGUCAAGACAUCUGAAGAAGGUUUUGUGAUUGUUCAUGACAUAGUUCGAGCAAGAGGAAAAAAGUUGUCAGAGCAAGAGGGAAACAGAAUCCGAGACCGUGAGAGUUUAUUGGAAUGUUUGAAAGAUGAAGAGAAACUCAAAAAAAUAAAAGGCAUUUAUUCUGGUGAAGAAUAUGAGCAGCCUCCAAUCGAAAUUAAUUGUGAUCAUCUUAAUUGUAUGAGCAAUUCAUUAAGAGUGUUAUAUUGUAGAGGAUCGCAAAUAACAUUCAGGGAGCAAUGUCAUAAACCAUUUGAACAACUCAGAUGCCUUAGAAUUAAUGAUGAUGCUCUUGAUUUACCAAUGGAGUUUGAGAAACUCGAGCAUCUCACCUACUACAAGGGCCCAUUUAUGCAAGGCAUGAGUUUUUAUGAGUUUCCUCGAAGCCUGCGCUACAUGUACAUUAAGAAUUUUUCUUGGAACAGAGUUGUAUAUUCUAGAAUUCCUCCCAAAGUCACUCCAGCUUCUUCUCUUGAAGCAUUAGGUUUAUAUGACUUCAAAAAUAUACAAAGGCUGCCAAAUGGAAUGGAAAAGCUAAAAAAGUUAGAGAGCUUAACUUUAUGGGAUUGCCAUCAAUUAAGGGAACUUCCAUCCAAAUUGAGAGAUCUCAGCAAUCUAAAAGAGUUAGAAGUAGUUAAUUGCAAUGAAUUGAAAGAGUUGCCUUCAAAUUUUGGGCAACUCAGCAAUUUGACAAGUUUACGAAUAUGCACAUGCUCUGCAUUAAGUGCAUUACCUUCAAACUUUGGGCAGCUCAAAAAUUUAGAAGAGUUAGAAUUGAGGUACUGUCCUGAACUAGCAGAGUUGCCUUCAGAUUUUGGUCAGCUCAAAAAUUUGAAAAAGUUAGAUUUGACGGGUUGUUCUGGGCUAGAAGAAUGGCCAUUAAGCUUUGGGGAUCUCACAAACAUGAAGGAGAUAGAUUUGAGAGGUUGUUCCUCAACAUUAAAAGAUUUGUUGCCAAAUAAUAUUAGAGGAAACAAUUGUAAGGUAAAUGGAUUACCAGACUGAAGAGUCUGAAGAAUGUAAUAAUAUAAUUCACCUCUCAAUUGUUAUUUUGAGAGCAUUUUUCAUUAUUUAUAAAAUUUGUAAUAUAAGAGUUGUGAUUUUUUAUGGUUUUCA